GUGAGUGCAAAGAAAGGAAAAAGGGAGGGACUGGGGGAAAAGAAUAGAGGGAGAAGAGUUUUCAUAUUCGUGGGAGACGCCGUGUCAGUUAAUGGACUGGGAGUCUCAGAACUUGUUCCUUCACUAAAAGAAGCGUUUGAAAUCCGCUCUUCACACUUGCUGUGCUUUCUGAGGAAGAUACAGGGGUGUCAUCAAUGGUAGAUUCACAGAUGGCUGCACUGCGCAAAGAUGGGAGCAGACAUGACAAUGGAUUUAUAUUGAUAGCUUGUGAUCAAUAAGGACAAUAUCAGAGGGGUGACAUUUAAGGGACAUAAAGCCAGACUUGUGAGAGUGCAGAUAUGACUACAUAUUAACUUCAUGGCAUCUCCACAGUCUCUUAACCCUCCUGAAAAAGAGUCCAUGGUCACUUCUGUGACUCCAAAGGCCCAGGAGGAGGAGGAAGAGGAUGAUGAAGAUGAGGAAACUGGUGAGAAGUUUGAGUUUGAUGACAGCGAAGAUGAGCAGAAUACAGCGGAGAAAUCUGUUGAGAAUAAAGAGUCAGGAACUCCUCCCGUGGAAGCUGAGCAUUCAGAAAAUACUGAUGCACUUUAUUGUCAAGCUAUGAAGCGUAAUCAUCAGGCAGUAAACGGAGGGACCCCUGCUGGUCUGGAGGACCAAAAUAUCCUCGCACACCCUCACACAACAAACUCAGAGAUGGUGGCCAGACAGUCUCCCGACGGGAGUUCUGUCUCAGCCGAGCCUCGAGUAGCCGAUGAACAAGCAAGCUUUUGGAAAAGAAAUAACAUUUAUGAAGAUUCACAUAUUGGGCCGGAGUGCCUCUAUAAAGCUAUCCAGAAGUCUCCCCGCAAACAUGCUCAGACAGGUCUCACUUCUGAAGGGAAAGCCUUCCCUAAAUCAGAUGAAAAUUCACCCUCUGAACAAGUGAAGCAGAACUCGGCUCCUCCUGCUCGCUCAGAGGUCAUCUACGAUGAUGUGCCUUGUGAGAACAUCAUGCAACCAGAUGCAGGUCAGUGUCUGACUGUAGGCGUCAUCUGUCCAGAGGAUGAUGUGAUCUACGAGGAGGUGCAGAGGUCUGGCGAGUCCGGACUGAUAGACAACGGCUGGGGCUCCAGUGAGUUCGAGAGUUACGAUGAGCAGUCAGACAGCGAGACCAAGCAGCCCACCCGCAAUAAGAUUUCCCCAGAUGUACGACGUCUGAAGCAACGCUGCGUCCAGACCAGGCGUGAGCUAGCCAUGCGGUUAGGGGCUCGAGAUGUCAGCCAACUCAAACAAAACUAUGACAUUAAGGUUCAGCAGCUCAUGAAAGCAGCUAGGAACGGCACGAAAGAUGGACUGGAAAAGACCAAAAUAGCCAUGAUGCGAAAAGUGUCCUUCCUGAGUAAAAAAGACUGCACAGAUGACACGGAGGAAGAUUCUGGAUAUCUGGAUGUGACCGUAUCUGAUCUCAAACAUCCACCACCUCAACUUUCUCCAAUGCCAGAAGGGCUCAGUAGCCAACAGGUUGUCAGACGUCAUAUUCUUGGCUCUAUCAUCCAAAGUGAAAGAAGCUACUUGGACUCGCUCAAGAGGAUCCUGCUGGAAUAUAAGAAGCCUUUGAUGGAGGCGGAGCCCCGGAUCCUGAGCUUGAAGAAGAUCCAGCCUAUUUUUUAUAGGCUGAAGGAGAUCCUGCAGUGUCACUCCAUGUUUCAGAUUGCUCUGGCCUCCCGUGUAGCAGAAUGGGAUAAUACUGAGAAAAUCGGAGAUCUUUUUGUUGCUUCAUUUUCCAAGUCAAUGGUGCUAGAUGUGUACAGCGACUAUGUCAACAACUUCACCAAUGCUAUGGCUCUUAUCAAGAAAGCUUGUAUGUCCAAGCCAGCAUUCCUGGAGUUUCUCAAGAAGAAGCAAGCUGCUAGCACAGACAGAAUCACUCUUUACGGCCUGAUGGUCAAACCAAUUCAGCGCUUUCCUCAGUUCAUACUGCUACUGCAGGACAUGCUAAAAAACACCCCUGUGGGGCAUCAGGACCGGCUGCCGCUGCAGCUGGCCCUCACUGAGCUCGAGACGCUCGCCGAGAAGCUGAACGAGCAGAAACGGCUGGCCGAGCAGCUCGCUGAAAUCCAACAGCUCACUCGCAGCGUCAGUGACCGUAACCUCAGUAAGCAAUUGAACUCGGAUCAGAAGCAGUUGAUUCUGUCUGAGACACUGAUUGAGACUGUCUAUGGCGAGAAAGGUCAAGUCCUCAAGUCUAAGGAGCGCAAAGUCUUCCUCCUGAAUGACAUGCUCGUCUGCGCAAACAUCAAUGUUAAAUACGUUGAAACGGGCAUUGAUAACAUCUUUGAGGAGCCAAGGGGCCCGCCAGACAUCAGCAGCCUAGUCCCCAUUGGUCCAAAAUACGCAGUUAAAUGGAGUGCCCCCCUGCUGCAAGUGCAAGUGGUGGAGGUGGGCCAGGAGACCCCCCAGCGUAAAGACAGCAUCUACCAGCAGAGUGGAAGCAAGCGCCUGAGCUCCACCAACUCUCAAGGAAAGCUGUUUCUGGGACCACCGCGUCUAUAUCAGGAACUGCAGGAGUUACAGCAUGAUCUUUCUGUGGUGGAAGAAGUCACGUUGUUGGUCGGCACCCUGCAGGGAUCCUACCAGAAUCUCAACACUACGGUGGGGCAGGACUGGUGCAUGGCUCUUCAGAGGCUCAUCCGCAUCAAAGAGGACGAGAUCCAGUGUGCCAACAAGUGCCGUCUUCGGCUGAUGGUUCCUGGGAAGCCUGACAAGUCUGGCCGUCCAGUCAGUUUCACAGUGGUCUUCAGUACGCCCAGUCCAAUUAGCAAAAUCUCCUGGGUCAAUCGCCUGCAUCUGGCCAAAAUCGCCCUGAGAGAGGAGAACUUGCCUGGCUGGGUUUGCGUAGAGGAUGAUGAAAAGACUAAGCCUCCAUUCUGGUGCCCGUUACUGGCCUGCCGGUUGCAUGUUUUUACCCCAAAAAUGCAAGAUCUGAAGUUGCAAGCUGCCCUGUAUAACCCGGUCCACUGUUCUCUUCUUGGUUUUUCUGCUGCUAGCACAUCCUUGCCUCAGGGCUACCUCUGGGUGGCUAGUGGGGGCGAUGACUCCCAUGGGCAGGUGGAGAUUUUCUCCCUUAACAGACCCACUCCACGCUCCGUCAAGUGUUUCUCUCUAGGUUCCCCAGUGCUUUGUCUGGAGUAUAUCACAGAGCCCAGCACUGAUGAAGAACUGGAAACACAAACCUCUGAAGUUCCUUCCAAGAUCGGCAACACCAUCUGUGUAGGAUUAUUGGAUGGCAACAUCCUGGUUUAUGGAAGCGUGGACACCGCUGCUCAGUGUCUGCUUACAUUUUGUAACCCAGAGGGCUGCCCAGUUCUGUGCCUAAAACAAUCUGCUAACUUUCUCUUCGCUGGACUGAGCAAUGGAAAAGUCGCUGUUUAUAACCGAAAGAGUGGAGAGGGGUUGUGGGAUCCAGAUUCCUGCCGACAUGUGGUUAUUGGAUGCGCUCCCGUCCUCAAACUCCUACAAAUAGACGAGUGUGUGUGGGCCAGCUGUGCCAACCAGGUCUCUGUGAUUGAAGGCUCCUCUCUCAAGACUCAGAGUUUUGAAGUUCAUCCAGACCCCAUGGUUAGUGUGACCCACAUGGUGCGCGCUGGAGGAGGGGUGUGGAUGGCGUUUUCAGAGGGAUCAUCCCUACGUCUGUUUCACACAGAAACAUUGGAACACCUCCAAGAGAUCAACAUUUCAACACCCUCUGCAUAUUUGAGCCCUGGUCAAAAAACUGUGUGCGUAACCAGCCUACUUAUCUGCCAAGGACUGCUAUGGGUGGGCACAGCUCAAGGCAUUAUUGUUACCCUACCAGUGCCCAGACUGGAGGGCAUUCCCAAAAUAACAGGAAAAGGGAUGACGUCACUUAACGCUCACAGCGGCCCCGUUGAAUUCUUGGUUGCCACCUCCAGCAUUUUAUCCCAAGAUUUUCUAAAGCGGGAUUCUACCACGGAAGGUGCGGAUUCAAGUAGCGGAGCUGAAGAUAAGGAGGUGACAAAUUCCUCUCAGGAGUCCCUCCAGCAGGCGAAUGGCUCUCCUCAGGUAGAAGCCAAAGCUAAAGGUGUAGUACUGCAGUACCACCUCCGGUCUACCUCUCAGCUCCCAGGAAAACUCCUGACGGCCCGGUCUGAAGAAUCGUCCGACUACACCCAGGACUCUCUGGAGCACACCCUAGAGGACGGUUCCAUCUAUGAGCUGAGCGAUGACCCUGAGGUUUGGGUCAGAGGGCCCGGGCCGUCGUCUAAGGAAGCAGCACGUAGGGAGAAAGUGUCUUCAGCUGCCGUUAUAUCCGGUGGGAAAGGCUUCCGUCGACUCGCUAAUUCCUCCACGUCUGACUCCAGUGAGAACAUGCUCAUGGUCUGGCAGCUGCCCAUUACAGUUUGAGGCAGCAAUGAAAUCUCCUUCCUCUGGCUUUCAUCGUUUGUUUUUUUUUUUAGUUUUGUUUUUUUUGCAGUGAUGGAGGAUUGUUGGAUCAUUGAAGGACAAACAGACUGUAAGCCUGUAUGGCUUAUGAGGAUUAUUUAUUCCACUUCUCCUCCAGAAGGUUUUGAAGGAAUAUUCCAGGUUCAGAAAAAAAAUAAGCUGCAAUAGUAUUUGUAGCAUAAUGUUGAUUUGCACAAACAAAUGUCCUUCUUUAAAAAAAAAUAAAAAUCUGGGUUAAAAUGAGGCUCUUACAAUACAAACGAAAGGUGCCAGUUUGUAAACUGUUUCAAAUACUUCCAUAGCAACAGGAAGUAAAACAACGUAUCACAUGAUUUUAGUGUGGAAAACGUAAAACGAUGCAGUGACACAAAUCUUCUAACACUAAACCGAUUUCAUUUCGUAUGAUUUAAAAAAGCUUUGUAUCUCAAAUAAUACACAACAGAAUAAUUAUUGGUUAAUAAUUAAGCUUUACAAAUAAAUCCUAAAUUGGCCCCAAUCACUUCCAUUGUAAAUGCCUCAGUGUAAAACCAUUUGUGACCCUGGACCCUAAAACCACUCUUAAAGUCACACAGGCAAAAAUACAAUGUGUGCGUCAAAUGAAUCAUAGUUCUAUGCCAAAACUAAAAUGUUUUCUCAGUAUUUCUCAAUAUUUUUUUUGCACUCUCAGAUUUCAGGCAUUCCAAAUGUUUUCUUAUCCUAACAAAUAUACAUCACUGGAAAGCUUAUUUAUUCAGCUUUCAGAUGUAAAAAUUGACCCGUAUGACUGGCUAUGUGGUCCAGGCUCACAUAUUUGCUUUUUAAUAGAAACUGAGGGACAAGUUAAAAGUAUUUUCAUAUUUUGGUGGUUAUACCCAUAAUGUCACAAAUGCUUUUAAGGAAGCCGGAAUAUUAAUUUAAGUUGAUAAGCAGCCGUACCAUUUAAAUAUCCGUCUGUCAUAAUAAUAACACGUACGCCGUAUAUAAUGUACCGCAAUUUAAUAUAAAACAAAAUCUCACCUUUUAAAAAUUUCUCUAAAUGACUGAUACCACCAAAUGAAUACAUUUGAUUAUUAUCCCAUCUGCAUGCGAGGAAUCAGGGUAAGUGUUGUUGUUGUUUUUUCAGAUGAUUUUUAAUACAAACAGUAAUCCUUAGUAUGUAUCCGAGUAUUGGCUGUGACCCAGUUCUUGUUUAAAUGAUAAAAGAUAUUUUUUUUAUGCCGCAUCACCAAAGUGGUGCGCACAGAAAAGUAAGGUAGUUGAAUAUUCAGAGUCUGUCUAUUUAAAUGUGUUUUUUUAUAUGUUAUUUUAGUGUGAAAUGUGAUAAGGAGAAGCAAAGUCUUCGGUGUAGGUACUUGUGUCUGAUGGUUCUCGUUGUUCGCAGUGUCACUUUGUAAAAAAAAAAAAAAAAAAAUUAAAUCAUAUUUACAACGAU
Molecule: messenger RNA, 5851 nt
Organism: Puntigrus tetrazona (Sumatra barb)
Lineage: Eukaryota; Metazoa; Chordata; Actinopteri; Cypriniformes; Cyprinidae
Gene: arhgef10lb
Product: Rho guanine nucleotide exchange factor (GEF) 10-like b
Exons: 30
Coding region: 358-4401 (1347 amino acids)
Biological process (GO): SREBP signaling pathway; actin cytoskeleton organization; positive regulation of stress fiber assembly
Cellular component (GO): cytosol
Molecular function (GO): protein binding; guanyl-nucleotide exchange factor activity
Source: RefSeq, a predicted model, not a curated record